Molecule: messenger RNA, 1038 nt
Organism: Athalia rosae (coleseed sawfly)
Lineage: Eukaryota; Metazoa; Arthropoda; Insecta; Hymenoptera; Athaliidae
Product: muscle-specific protein 20-like
Exons: 5
Coding region: 132-680 (182 amino acids)
Molecular function (GO): protein binding
Source: RefSeq, a predicted model, not a curated record
CUUGUCACGGUUAUAUACGCUCGACCGGGGGACCGGCCCACACUUUUUGUGCCGCGUUACAACCGUUUGAACAGAUUUCGUCCUCGAUUAUUACCUUAUCUUGAGAAAACAAAAAAAUAAAAGAUAAAAUCAUGCCUGGACGUCCUCUUUGGCAGGUAGCUGGAAAGCGAGAAGCUCAUCAGGAAGCCGAAGCUCAAGAAUGGAUUGAGACAGUAAUUGGCGAAAGAUUUCCUGCGGGGGUCAGUUACGAAGAUGCCUUGAGAGACGGUAUCAUUUUCUGCAGACUGAUGAACAGACUUCAGCCAGGAUUGAUCACUAAAAUCAACACUUCAGGUGGCGACUACAAAUUUAUGGAUAAUUUAAACCAAUUCCAACAAGCUUGUGUGAAGUAUGGCGUACCUGAUGUUGACUUGUUUCAGGCUGUCGAUCUUAUGGAACGCAAAAAUAUCGCCCAAGUAACGAACACGAUUUUCGCAAUCGGUCGUACCACCUACAAGCACCCCGAAUGGCGAGGACCUUGGCUCGGUCCGAGACCAUCCGAAGAAAACAAGAGAGCUUUCACCGAAGCCCAACUAAGAGCUGGUGAAAAUGUAAUCGGACUCCAAGCUGGUAGCAAUAAAGGCGCCACACAAGCAGGACAAUCGUUUGGAGCGACCAGGAAAAUUUUACUUGGAAAAUAAACCGGCUCAUCAGACAAUGUCUUUUGAAUAUUCAUAGACGUUUCGUUUUUCCGAAGUUAUUUUAUUUAGUUUUCUCAUUGUUCCAACAGUCUUAUGCUAUCUUCAGAUUCUUACAAUCUACUACGUAUAAUAGACCUACAAAUUUUUGUCUGUAUCACCGAAAUCUUUAUUUUUGACGCUAUAUACGUGUGCAAUAUAUUUUCAUUGUAAAAAAAAUUGAGGGAAUAGUAUACAAACACCUUCCCAAAAGAAAAAAACAUAACGCUGCUAGUCAUUAAUGGGAACGUUCCGCUUUAAAGCCGAACGGAUUGCGCAUACCAUUUAUAGCUAGUCAAUAAAAUACAUAUAUGCGUAUGUA